Suillus subaureus is the source of this 228-nucleotide messenger RNA. RefSeq lists its product as uncharacterized. NCBI's taxonomy places the organism in Eukaryota, Fungi, Basidiomycota, Agaricomycetes, Boletales, Suillaceae. The coding region runs from base 1 to 228 and encodes 75 amino acids. The transcript has 5 exons. The record is from RefSeq and is a predicted model, not a curated record.
AUGUUCACUGUUAUUGCCCGUCGUGUUCCGCUUACUCGGCUUGUCCUCUCAAGGGGUUACACCUCAAGUGUCAAAGAAGGCAGUGUUGCUCAGAGCAAGGGAUUCUCGAGAAAGCUCAUGAAGGCACGAAGCGAGCUGCUGCGCAAGCUGAAAGCUGAGAUCGAGGCGAAGAAGGAGGAGCUUGCCAGACUUCAGGAGAAGCAUGACGAGGUCAACUCAAAGCAGUAA